AUGAAAGGCCCAGAUGACGAUGCGGCGUACUUGCUCGACCUCUUCUCUAACUUGUCACCGCGACGCCAACGCGAGACCGAAGAUCGACGAUCUGCUGUUGAACGGGCUCGACCACCGCCCUCGACCCCUCCUCGCUCUCGACCAGCUGGAUCUAGUCGCAAUCCUUUUGCCCUGCUAUCUGACGAAAUCAACCUGACCGAACGCACCUCUCCCCAAAACGCUGGGAUCGCUCCUCUUCCAACGGCUGUUCACAGUUAUGUCGAUACCUUUUCGUCCCCAACUGGAUCUACAACCGCAGACGAACCUUUGCGCCCACGUUUCCCCCACCCUUUUCUAAGUCCCAUUACCCGGUUAGACAUGUCCCAUCGGAACCCACAACGUUUCCCUGCAGGCAGGCAAAAGCUGAUACCCCCACCCAUUUCCAGGCAGGGUGAUUCGUCGCAGAUGUUGAACAAAGACCAGCAGAAGGAUUCCCAGAAUCGGCAAGAUGAGGCUCGUUUGCUCGGAGCUAGAUAUCCUGACUCGAACGCUGUCAAGAUAAAGCCCGGAGCAUUUCAUUCUAGGAACAAGAAGCCAGGGGCCAACUUCGCGUUCUCCCCCGCGAACAAACUUUCACAAAAUGCCCGAAGCAGCGGGCCAGUCCGUUCUUCCGGAGGAUCAAAUCAACAACCUCCACGGAGAAAGUCGCACCACUUUGAGGAAGAGUUUGAAGAGUCGAGUCGGCCUACCAAGAUCCGGCGCCAGAGUGAAACCAGUGAAACCAUCGACCUUACGGCCCCGGCAAAUCCAGCCAUAGGUCAGUUGGAGCAGGGACCCACACCUUUUGUCUCCCACCAAAACGCAGCUCGUCGCAACCGACAUGAAGAUCCCAGGGAUGCGGAGCAUGGCGUCAAAGUAGCGCAAAGCCCUAUUCGUCCUCAACAUGCCCAAUUCUCUUCUGCUGACUCUCGGGAUGAAAGGUUUACUGAGACAGCAGCGCAGCAACGGCGGGAUCAGGCGAGAUCUAAAGCUCCCCGGCUGUAUCAGCCUAAUGGCAAAGCAAACCAGACUUCUGAAGCCAUUGUUAUUGGGAGCAUUGAGACUGGACCGAAGAGAACUGGUCGCAAUCGCACUGCAGUUCCGUCGACGAGCAUCCAUCGUCCUGCCAACGGCAGGGAAAGUCCAGAUGAGCUUCAAGGCGACAUCACCACCCAUCAAGUACCGAGAUCCUUCUCAGGAACACAAUCCCAAACCACUCGCCCAUCCAACCCAGGAAUGGACACAGAAUCACCGACUCGAAAGCGCUCCCCGUCCGAUGCCCAAACUCCAGACCUUGCGCCGCCAUCACCAGCUACAAAAAAGCCCAAGAUCUCUCAAAAGGGCUCUGAUAAGAAACACAUAUUGCGAUACUUCCGAACCGGCUCCUUCGGCAAAUCUUGCGAUAAGAUGGAAUACGUCCCAAUCUAUUCAAACAAGGAAGGUCUUGAACUCCGUGAGGAUGUACUCGGCCAGGGUAACACAAUAUCAAUACCCUUCCACCAAAUUCGCCAGAUCUUCACCGGUGAGCCGCCCAGCCGGAAAGUGAGAAUCAGAAUGUUGCAAAAUUCUGUCCAAGCAGACGACCAGCUUGACGUGGAGUUUUGGACCACCGAGGAGAAGCUCAAGUUACUGGAAGUGCUGAAUCAAGCCAAUGACAAGGUCCAGCGUCCUCUCAAGGAGAUGAAAUGGAUGGACAAGGCGUUUUUGAAAUACGAAAAGCAAUUCCCACUGGAGAACCAGCUGCCUAAGAAGCGGAUUCUUGAUGACUUGGUAGAAGAUCCUGAUCCUGCGCACUCUCCCCCUCCCUCGCGACGACCCAAACUUUCAAAAUCCUUGAGAGAUGACCAAGGUGAAGUCAACAAUGUUAAAUUGCGUGAGAUCAAACGCACUGCCCAAGAAAAGGGAAAAUAUGGAAACGGCAUUGCCGAUUGUCGGACGUCUACUAAAAAGCAAGAUGAUUCAAGACCUCUUGAUACCGAUACUGCGGUUGAUGUUCGAUCUACCGCCAACCCACUGGAACGCGAAACCCGCUAUUCUACCCGCCGUGUCACUAAUAAACCCGACUUGUCGAAUGGAGACAAUACAUCUGAAGCACACUCGGACUCACUUCUCAGGGAUGAUUCUUUCCGCCGCAAAUGGAAGAAACCGCUGGUGUAUCCGCGAAAUGGAAAGAAGAAGGCCGAGGUCACACUUGGCGAUCGUGAACGAUUACUUCGGGACGAUUUUCUGAACGAUAACCUGAUCGCCCUCUACAUGCGUUUCCUUCAGGACCAUCUCGAACGCACCAACAAAGAGGCUGCCAAGCGAAUCUACUUCUUCAACACCUACUUAUUUGCGACUCUCACGAACACCCCACGGGGAGACCGUGGGAUCAACUACAGUGGUGUGGAGAAGUGGACUCGGAACGUCGAUCUUUUCAGUUAUGAUUAUAUCGUCGUUCCUAUCAACGAGAAUGCGCAUUGGUAUGUUGCAAUCAUUUGCAACUUGCCAAGUUUGUCUCUUGGUUUUGCCGACGGCGCCGUAGAGCCGGUUCAAACACCGACUCUACAGAAAGAAUCAUCCAAUGCGUCUGAGAGUGAGAUCCAGGAAAUUGAAGAGACACCUGAGCCGGAACCAAAGUUAAAGUCAGAGCCCAAUGCUUCUGACAAGGCUAGUCAACCCUGUGAAAUUCGAAAGGGAUCCGAGACCAGGAAAGACCUUGCUUCCCUGCAGAUUGAGAAAAAUGAGCAUGCGAUCAAGAAUCCAAAGCAGUCCGUACCCGACGAUACCCCACUUCCAGCCCCAAAUCUCUCCAAAUUCGCCGCCCAAAAGCUCGCCCAAGAGCAGGCCGCGGCGUCUCAACCGACAAACAAGUCCAAGAAGAAGAGGACUGGGCUGAAGUUGGAUCCCAACCAAACAACGAUCAUCACAUUUGACUCCCUCGACAUGCCUCGCUCCCCCACCAUCAAAAUCCUACGCGAGUACAUCUGCCGCGAAGCGGUGUCUAAACGCAACGUGGAACUGGACCCGACCGAUGUCAAGGGAAUGCGAGCUCGCGAUAUCCCCCUUCAGCCCAAUUUCUGGGACUGUGGUCUUUAUCUGCUGGCAUACUUGGAGAAGUUUGUUCAAAGCCCUGAUUGGUUCAUCACGAAGGUUCUACAGCGGAGUAUGAAUUCUAACGAUGACUGGCCUCCACUAGGCUCUGGUCUCUUGCGAUACCGUCUUGGCAAGUUCCUGGACGAGCUAUACGAGGAACAGCGGCAAGCCGAUGAGCCUGUGAUGGCAGCCAGACAGCCCGUUUCAUUCCUGCUUGGCCCUCCCCUUCCUUGUCAGGAGGAACUUCCCGAUGUCGACGUGGUACCUGAGUCCCAGCAUGAGACAGAUCCUUCAGAAGACCCUUCAAAGACUUCCAAUUCAAAGAUCGAAGACUCAAGUGAAGAUUCAACCGCGGACCAGAUGCAUCUCUUACCUACCGCAGAACUCCUGAAACCACCCAAAGCAUCCCCCGACUCACCUGCAGACACAAAGUCGCAACCUCACCAUAUUGCUCCACCAAGGGAGGAACCCAUCAUCCAAGUACCCGGUAGCCAGGAAGAGCCCGAAGAGCCAGGCACACCGACCCCUACAAGAAAAGAACGAAGGAAACAAAGCCCACGAGGCCCUUCGCGAAAGAGAUGA
Molecule: messenger RNA, 3675 nt
Organism: Penicillium expansum
Lineage: Eukaryota; Fungi; Ascomycota; Eurotiomycetes; Eurotiales; Aspergillaceae
Exons: 7
Coding region: 1-3675 (1224 amino acids)
Biological process (GO): protein desumoylation
Cellular component (GO): nucleus; cytoplasm
Molecular function (GO): SUMO-specific endopeptidase activity
Source: RefSeq, a predicted model, not a curated record